AAACCACGUAAAUUCUGUCUUUCCUGUGGUGGUGCAUUUUUUUAUUCCAUUAAUUUCUUAAUCUUGUAGUAGGUUAACCAAAAUAUGAAGCAAUUUGUUCCAACAAACUGGUAUCAGAGCUAUGGCGGUGGUUAGUGCUUGAAAAAUUGUUUUAAUCGUGAUGGCAUCCGGAGCCAAGUACGAGAUUGAGAAAUUUAAUGGUGGCAAAAAUUUCAGCUUAUGGAGGUUGAAGAUGCGAGCCAUGCUAACACAGCAGGGGCUAUGGAAAGCACUAGAAAAGGAACGCAAGCUACCGGAAACUCUACCAGAGGAAGAGAAGAUAGACUUGAAGGAGCGGGCACUGAGUGCAAUUCAGCUCUCACUUUCUGACAAAGUCUUGGGGGAGGUUGCAGAAGAAAAUUCAGCUUCUGCAUUAUGGUCGAAGUUGGAAGCCCUUUACUUAACCAAAUCAGUCAGUAACCGAUUAUAUCUGAAGAAAUGGUUGUUCACCCUCAAUAUGAAUGAAGGUGGUUCCAUCAAAGACCAUCUUGAUGAGUUCAACAAGCUCAUUUUAGACUUGAAGAAUAUCGAUGUGAAGAUAGAAGAUGAAGACCAGGCAAUUAUUGUUUUGUGCUCAUUGCUUGACUCUUAUGACAACUUUGUUGAAACUCAUCUUCAUAGUAGAGAUCAACUCUCUAUGGAAGAUGUCAAGGCGGCCUUGAAUUCAAGAGAAUUGAAGAAGAAGGUGUCCGGAGACAAGAGUGGUGAUCAAGUAGCAGGAUUGUUCAUAAGAGGUAGACAAAAUAACAAAACUUUCAACAAGCGAGGAAAGUCUCAAUCCAAAUCGAGAGCCAAGCAUGCUCGAUGUUACGAGUGCAAUGAGAUAGGACAUUUCAAGAAAAAUUGUCCCAAGCUCAAGGAAAAGAAAGCUAAAAAAUCCGGUGAUGCCAACAUUGCCAGUUGCAGUGAUAAGUUAGAUGAUGGAGAUUGUGUUCUAUCUGUCUCUACAAACUCCUCCGGUGAGGAAUGGAUUUUAGAUUCGGGUUGCUCAUUCCAUGUAUGCCCACGACCUGACUGGUUUGAAACAUAUAAACUAGCCAUUGGCAUGGUGGUUCUUGGUGAUGAUACAGCAUUGCCUAUUGUUGGAAUUGGCAACAUCUUGAUCAAGAUGUAUGAUGGGAUGGUCAGAACAUUCGAGGUUCGUCAUGUGCCGGGUUUGAAGAAAAAUCUCAUUUCCAUGAGUAAGCUUGACUCCAAGGGCUGCCGAUACUUCUGUGCAGGUGGAGUUCUCAAAGUCUCUAAAGGAGCUCUCGUAAUAUUGAAGGGGAAGAAAGUUGGUGGUCUUUAUCACUUACAAGGAAGCACAGUCAAUGGCACAUGUGCUGUGUCAACUUCAAGCAGUCCAAAUAAAGAUGUAACUAGGUUAUGGCAUAUGCGACUUGGGCAUAUGAGUGAAAGAGGGAUGAUGGAGCUAAGCAAGCGAGGUUGCAGUUUGGCAAAGGAGUUCAUCGAACUUAAGGCACAGUUGAUUACAUUCACUCAGACUUGUGGGGUCCCUCCCCUGUUGCAUCAAAAGUGGAAGACGCUGAUUGAGAAACAGACUGGAAAACAAAUCAAGCAUCUAAGAACAGAUAAUGGUCUUAAGUACUGCAGUGGUGAGUUUGAUACUUUUUGCAAGAAUAAUGGAAUUGUGAGACAUCGCACUAUCAGGAUGACACCACAGCAAAAUGGUGUUGCAAAAAAGAUCAAUCGUACACUCUUGGAGAGAGCACGGUGUAUGCUCUCAAAUGCUGGAUUAUCAAAGGACUUUUGGGCAAAAAUUGUCAAUCAUGCUGGCUAUCUUGUAAAUCGGUCUCCAUUCACAGCAAUUGGAUUAAAGACUCCAGAAGAAUUAUGGUCAAGUUCUCUUACUGAUUAUUCACAGUUGAGGAUAUUUGGUUGUCUAGUGUAUGCUCAUGUUAGGGAUGGUAAACUUGAGCCAAGGGCAAUGAAGUGUGUAUUUCUAGGGUACACUUCCAGGGUAAAAGGCUAUAGACAGUGGUGUGUUCAGAAGUCACCUCAGUUCCUCAUGAGCAGAGAUGUAACCUUUGAUGAGUUUGCUAUGCUCCAAAAAGCAAAUGAGGAGUCAACAAUUGCAAAGCCAGACCAUGGAGUUAGCAAGCAGGUGGAGUUUGAAGCAACAACUCAAGAAAAGGUAGUGCGAGAUGACAACAUUAUCCAAGAGAAUCUAGAUGUGGUGCAAAAUCUAGAGCCAACAAAUACUCCAAUAAAGGGUUUCACACAACGAGAGGGUAUUGAUUUCCAUGAGGUAUUCUCUCCUGUGGUGAAACACAGCUCUAUUCUACUUGCCAUGGUUACUUUAUAUGAUCUUGAGUUGGAGCAACUUGAUGUUGACUUGUUGUUGUACAUUGAUGACAUGCUUAUUGUUGCCAAAAGCAUGUUAAUCAUUGAUGAUUUGAAGAAGCAACUUAGUGGUGAGUUUGAGAUGAAAGACUUGGGUGCAGCUAAGAAGAUCUUAGGAAUGGAGAUUCACAGGGACCGCAAGGGAGGUAAAUUGUUUCUCUCUCAAAAGAAAUACAUUAAAAAAGUACUCGAGCGAUUUGGCUUACAUGAAGCUAAGGCUGUGACUACUCCUUUGGGACCACAUUUUAAGCUUUCAUCAAAUUUGUCACCAGAAAUGGAGGAGGAGAAGAAGUUUAUGGCGCGUGUUCCUUAUGCGAGUGCUGUUGGGAGCUUAAUGUAUGCUAUGGUAUGCACUCGUCCUAAUAUUUCACAUGCAGUUAGUGUGGUUAGUCGGUAUAUGGCUAAUCCAGGUAAAGGACACUGGGAAGUUGUGAAGUGGGUCCUCCGGUAUUUACGAGGCACAACAGAUGUUGGACUAGUCUAUGAUCGGAGUGCUAAUCCGAGUGGAAAUGUAGUUGGAUUUGUCGACUCUAAUUUUGCCGGUAAUUUGGACAAAAGUAGAUCAACUACAAGAUAUGUCUUUACUCUCUUAGGGUGUGCCAUUAGUUGGAAAGCUACAUUGCAAUCAACAAUCGCCUUGUCAACAACUAAGGCAGAGUACAUGGCAAUUACUGAGGCAAUAAAGGAAGCAUUAUGGCUAAAGGGUUUGGUCAGUGAUCUCGGGGUAGAACAAAAUGAGAUGAUGGUGUUUUGUGAUAAUCAAAGUGCCAUUCACUUGACGAAGAACACCAUGUACCACGAGAGAACCAAACAUAUUCAAGUUCGAUAUCACUUUGUUCGAGAGGUUAUAUCCAAUGGAGAUGUGCUUGUUGAAAAGAUAUCAACUGACGAGAAUCCUGCAGAUAUGAUGACAAAGCCGGUAAGUGGAAUCAAGUUCAAGCAUUGCUUGGACUUGAUUAGUGUCCAAAGUGCUUAAUGCCCCUUGGGGCAUUGUGGCAUCAAGGGAAUGAAGUUAUUGGUCCUGA
Molecule: messenger RNA, 3407 nt
Organism: Rubroshorea leprosula
Lineage: Eukaryota; Viridiplantae; Streptophyta; Magnoliopsida; Malvales; Dipterocarpaceae
Source: the annotation of a GenBank genome assembly